GCUAGCAAAGUCCUGCGCAACCGUGCGCAGCAGCCAGCAAAGGGAUAGGGGAGGGGGCGCCCGGGUCAGGCAGGGCACUCUCCCACGCUGCACUGUCCAUCACCUACCUGAGGGCGACGGCCCGGCCUCUUCCCUCCCGCGCCUCCUCCUCUUAUACCUCCGCCUCUCCCUCUCUUCGCUGCCACCAUCGUGCAUAUCCUUGUCCGGCCGUUAGUUUUCAAUAUAGCCUAGCUCGCGGCCCGGCCAUGGCGAAGCAGUCAUGUUGCCACAAGAAGAGGCUGAGGAGAGGGCUCUGGUCCCCGGAGGAAGACGAUAAGCUCAUGAACCACAUUGCCAAGUACGGCCAUGGCUGCUGGAGCUCCGUCCCUAAGCUUGCAGGACUUGAGAGGUGUGGCAAGAGCUGCAGGCUGAGGUGGAUAAACUACCUGAGGCCGGACCUCAAACGGGGCACAUUCUCACAGGAGGAGGAGGACCUCAUCAUACACCUCCAUUCCAUGCUAGGAAACAAGUGGUCGCAGAUUGCGGCGCAGCUGCCUGGCCGGACUGACAACGAGGUCAAGAACUUCUGGAACUCGUACAUCAAGAAGAAGCUCAGGGAGCGCGGCAUAGACCCGGCCACCCACAAGCCGCUCGCCGAAGCCUCCUCCACCACCGCGUGCCGCGCGGUCUUCAGCGACGCAGAGCUCAUCCCGACGACGGCCACGACGACGCCGGUCCAGGACCCGGUGGAGCAAAUGCUGGACGGCCUGAAGAUGCCGAUGGACUGGCCGGUCGCCCCCGUCCACAGUAACGAGGUUCCCGAGUACUACCAGGUACCGAGCCUCCAAGCCUUCGAUAUGGGCGCGCUCCAGCAGCACUGCGGCGCCUUCCCGUCGGCGUCGAGCUCCAGCACGGUGACCGGUCUGAGCCCGACGGCAGCCGACGCCGGCGCAAACCUGCCGUGGCUGGAGCUUGGGCCGACCGACACCGUCUCCGGCCACAUCGCUGACCACUACGCGGGCGCGCUGGACGAGCUCAGGUGGUCGGACUACUUCGACGGCGCAUUCCAAGCCGCCGCCCCGACGUCCCAAGGCGCCCUCCAGGGGCCAUGCGUCUACGACGGCGUCAAGGUCGACGACGACGCGGCGCAGUUCGACGUCCACGGGCUAAGCAACUGGUGCUAGCUAUACAAUACAUAAAUCAAUCAGCUAAUCCAUUAAAAAAAAAACUCGGCGAGCUGAAAGCUGCAACACUGCAUGGAAGAUUAUAAGUUGAUAUCUACAGGCAGGGACAAGGAUCGAUGGAUGGAUACUGGCUGAGCCUGACUACCAAAAUUACAUAUACUACAACUACACUUUACGUUACGCUACUACAACAACUAGUACUAGGUUUCCAUUAUAUUUGUUUCGGUGUUGAGUACGUAUGAUCGUGUAAAGGACAGGUAACGGUGGUGGUACAGACUGCCGACAGAAACGGGCCAUGCAUGGUUAAAUAGAGUGGAUAAAUAAUUGGCGAGUAGUAUGAAUCUCAGCAAUUAUAUGCAUGCUCAUAUGUAUAUUUGACUUUUA
Messenger RNA from Lolium perenne, 1547 nucleotides. RefSeq lists its product as uncharacterized. The record is from RefSeq and is a predicted model, not a curated record. Lineage: Eukaryota; Viridiplantae; Streptophyta; Magnoliopsida; Poales; Poaceae.